Molecule: messenger RNA, 2645 nt
Organism: Haliotis rufescens (red abalone)
Lineage: Eukaryota; Metazoa; Mollusca; Gastropoda; Lepetellida; Haliotidae
Product: tetratricopeptide repeat protein 23-like
Exons: 13
Coding region: 113-1591 (492 amino acids)
Molecular function (GO): protein binding
Source: RefSeq, a predicted model, not a curated record
ACAAAAUGGCGUCCUUGGAUGUCAACAAAUAACAACACGACAGGCGCAUUUGGUUUUAUUCAGGGAUCGUAUGUAUCCGUUGAACAAUAAGUCCAGCUGAGAAGAGGCCAGUAUGUCUGAUAUAGAAGAUAUCUCCUUGGAGGCCGUGGCUCCAGUUGUUCCGGUAGUGGAGAUUGGGCGUAGCAGUGGAUACCGUUCACCACACGACCACUCAGACCAAGAUUAUGACUCUGAGUUUGAGUCAGACGAAGGAGAUAAUACUCACUCACCGCAGUCCACCUCCAGGCCAAGACGGAGGAUGAGAAAUAUUAAAACUGUAAACGGACGAAUUGCGGUGGACAUGACUCCACCUGAUGACAAACUGAGAGAUGCUCAGACCAGGGCCAAGAAAUAUUCCCGCUUGAAGAAGGAGGACAAAGCUAUCAAGGAGUACGUCACCUGCACAGCCCUGGCUCGUAUCGUGUACGGCAGCAACCACUGGAAGUUUGCAGCCAGUCACGCUGACCUAGCAGAAGCAUAUCUCGACUUGAAAGGCUAUGCCGUGCAGGCAGAGUUCCACUCUGACAGCGCCAAGGACAUCAUGCUGCACGGCGUCCACACCACCAGCUCCCACAAAGAGAAGGCCGACAUCUACCACGUCCUCAUCCGUGUCUACUACAUCUUGGGCAAGGCUCUCACCGUCACCAAGAAAUACAAUGAGGCGGAGCAGGCGCUGACGAAGGCAGACCGGAUCUCCCAGGAGAGGAGUAAGCUGGACUGUGUGACCGAUGACGAGUGUGAUGAGAUUGACAUCAAGCUGUACCAUGCCAUGGCCAGGUUGGCCAGUAAGCAGAAGAAGUAUGCUGUAGCCAGUGCCCACUAUGACAAGGUGUUGGAGCUGAUGGAGAUCCGGUACGGCAGGGACAGCCUCCUCCUCAUCCCCGUCUACCAUGACUACGGCAGACUGGAACAGAGUAAAGGUCGUCAUGGCAACCAUGAGAAGAUUAUCGAGCUCUUUCUACAAGCACAUUCCAUAGCUGGAGCCAACCACAAGACGGGGAGUGUUGAACUGGUGGACACAGCUCUAGCACUGGCCCAGGCCUACGCCAGCACCGGACGGGAAGAGGCAGAAGCCUCGGCGGAGAGUUAUCUGAAUGAGUGUCAGGCCAACUGUACGGCAGUCCAUGGGCCGCAUCACACCAAGACCCUGGAGGUGAACGAGGAGAUCGCCAGGCUGCUCAUCAGGACAGACAGACAAGAUGAAGCCAUGACAAUCCUCAAGUCCAGUAUCAACCCCAAGUCUGAAGUGUUUGGGGACUACUCAGAGCAGGUGUCAGACACCUACAAGAUGAUGGCGUCCGUCCACCUCUCUCAGGGAAACAUCGAGAAGGCGCUCCGAUCUUACAAGAAGUGUCACACAAUAGAAACACUAGUGCUGGGAAAGAAUCAUCACAAGACUAAAGACACAUUACGGACAAUGGAGAUGUUGAUGGCGAGUCCGGGAGUGUCGUCCAAGUUUGUUUUGAACAAGGAAGAUGAGCUGCAAAAACGUCCUCGAUUCACAAGCGUUGUCAGUCGAGCUACACCACUGGGUGCGAACAAGCAACAGUAGAUGUGCCCUGUCGCCAUGGCAGCUAACCUUCUGAAUUGUAACCAUGGUUACUGUGGCAUACAUCAUGUGGACUAGACGGAUCAUACCUCUCUAUCAAGGCUGUUAGUGGAUACAUGGGAAGGAACCCAGAUGAUUCAUUGUUGCCAUGGCAACAUAGCUGGAAGAUGGCCCCUGAAUAAGAAUAGAUAUUAGAACUGUUACCAUGGAAACAACCCUCAAUAGAUAUCUCUUUGCGUCUUUAAAGCACAAGCAGGUAUUUCUUGUCACGUUCAAUUCAGGAUAAGUAUACAAAUGCAAACAAUAUUUAGAUCUUGCUUUUAUUUUUCAAAUGUACUUUCAAAUGUCAUUGUAAGUCUGUGUUAAGCUAUGAAGUGAUGAUAAUGGUAGAGCUGUAGGCUUGAAUAUUUAUGUUAAAUAUUUUAAAUGUUAAUCAAUUCUUUUCCAAAUUAGUUGACAUAUAAGUCUCCUGUGAUGCUAUAUAUUAUAUCUUCUAUUUGUGUAUAUUUAUAUUAUUUAUUAUCAAGAUACCGUCCACUUUCCUAACUCGUUCCCAUGAUUUGUACAAUAGUACCAACAUCAGUAUAUUCAGACUUGGAUGAAGAAGCAUAUUUUGCAUGAUAUUUGUUAUGAAAGACCAGAAUAAUGACAUUAUGAGGGAGUUACGUAGAAAUAUCAACGGUAACAAUGUCAGUUUAAACCUUUGUUGUUACAGGUUCAGGGUUGGAACUUCACACUAGCCUGCUAGCCCGUGGCUAGUACAAAUUCCUGCAGGCUAACACAAAUGUCUCAAUUUCCUCAUUGUUUUAACAUAACAAGGGGAUUUUAUUUAGUGAAGCUUUUUGGUUUAGGUUAUCAAGGACUUCACACCAUGAUAAACAUGUAAUCCACCCAAAACUAAAUAUAGCACAUUCAGUACUCUUCUUAACUGCUAAGGGGGGCACAGGUGGCCCAGUCGUCUAAGGCGCCGCAAUUCGUCGUGCGUCCCUUGGGCACGCCAGAAACCUAUGAUUAUGGGUUCGAAUCCCGGUUUGCCGCAAUUAUGUUUCUAGAUUUG